Kluyveromyces lactis is the source of this 1620-nucleotide messenger RNA. RefSeq names its product mRNA splicing protein PRP28 (gene PRP28). The transcript has a single exon. The coding region runs from base 1 to 1620 and encodes 539 amino acids. The record is from RefSeq and is a predicted model, not a curated record. Gene Ontology annotation, cellular component: catalytic step 2 spliceosome. NCBI's taxonomy places the organism in Eukaryota, Fungi, Ascomycota, Saccharomycetes, Saccharomycetales, Saccharomycetaceae. Gene Ontology annotation, biological process: mRNA splicing, via spliceosome. Gene Ontology annotation, molecular function: ATP binding; RNA binding.
AUGCUAAGGCCCGUCAGUAUUGAUGACUUAAUAUCAGACACAGUUCCUGCGAAGAAACCUCGGUUUCUGAUCAAGAAACGAACAUUUCCACAACCAGAAGAAGAAGAAGCGUCAAAGGCAUUGUCACACACCGUUAUCAAGAGGAAAGAUAAUUAUAGGAAUCUCGACGAAGACGAACUAUACGAGGAACAAGUAUCUAAUGAACCAGAUGAUUUACUAUUCCUAGCAAGAAAAUCCGCCGACCUUUUGAAGAAACGACAAAAUGAAGAUGAAAGUAUUGUCGACAAUUACUUGGGGAAGCAUUGGUCUGAAAAGAAAUAUGAAGAGAUGAGCACUAGGGAUUGGAGGAUUCUAUCUGAAGACUUUAAUAUCUCGAGUAAAGGUGGAACAGUAGAGAAACCUCUAAGAAACUGGCACGAAUUAAAGUUAAUUCCGGAAGAUUUGUUAAACAUUAUUACAAAUGAUUUGCACUACAACGAGCCAACAUCCAUUCAGCGCAGUACAAUACCGAAUGUUAUAAACAAUAGAGACUUCAUUGGUGUUGCUAGUACUGGUUCUGGUAAGACACUUGCAUUUUUGCUUCCAAUUCUUAUAAAACUUCACGGUAUACCGCCACUUAAUUCAAUUACUAAACAUGAUGGUCCUUUGGCAUUAGUAUUAGCACCAACAAGAGAAUUGGCACAGCAAAUACAACAUGAGGGGCAAUCAAUUACGAAACUAUGGAAACGACCUUGCAAUAUCGUAAGUAUUGUUGGUGGACAUUCCUUGGAAGAAAUUUCAGCAAACCUAAGAGAUGGAUGUGAUAUAUUGGUUGCUACACCCGGAAGGUUACUUGAUUGUCUAGAUUCUCAUCUUUUAUUUUUAAAGCAAGUAAAUACGUUAGUGUUGGAUGAAGCGGACAAGAUGAUAGAUUUCGGUUUUGAAGAUCAGUUGACUACAAUUUUAGCAAAGACAGAAACAAUUUCCAAUAGACAAACAAUGAUGUUUACGGCUACAUUCUCACCUACCAUAGAAAAAGUUGCUAAUGGCUAUUUGAAAAAGCCAAGCUAUGUCACGGUUGGAGGAGAAGAAUCUAAACCAAAAAUUAAACAAAUAGUACGGUAUGUUCCAGAUGAAGAAGAAAAACUUAAGAUACUUGUAAAAGAUUUCCUACCAAAUUACAAGGCUCCUAUCAUAAUAUUCAUAAAUUACAAAAGAACAGCUGACUGGUUAUUCGACAAACUUAGAGAGGCUCGGUUCCGAGCAACAACUCUUCACGGCUCAAAAUCACAGGAACAACGUGAACACUCUUUAAGUCUUUUGAGAAAUGGGAAAGUAGAUAUUCUCAUAGCUACUGAUGUCGCUGGAAGAGGUAUCGAUAUACCUAACGUUUCUUUAGUAGUGAAUCUACAAUUUCCUAAGUCGUUUGACAGCUUUGUGCAUCGUGUAGGUAGAACUGGACGUGCUGGUAAAACUGGUACUGCACUUACUUUUCUAACCGAGGAGGAAGAUCAUUCUGCCAUGGCUAAAUUGUUCGAUUAUGUCAAAAAGAACGACUUCACCGGAGAAAAUUACAUCUCAAAAGAAGCUAUGUCGAAAUACAAUGUUGACAAAUCUUCAUACAAACCAAUUAUUAUAUGA